AUGUUUAUUAUAACAAGAAUCCCUAAGGUUUCAUACAAACAUCCAGGAUCAAACCAAGUUGAAUGGGAAGAUAUACAUAAUAGACUAUUCAGAGAACGUAUACUGUUCGUUAGUCAACCAUUGGACGAUGAAUACGUAAAUCAACUUAUAGCAGCAAUACUAUGCCUGGAUAACGAAACAUCAGAGAAACCAAUCACAUUGUAUAUUAACAGCCCUGGAGGGAAUAUGCAUGCUGGACUAUCGCUAUAUGACACUCUAGAGGUAAAAACUAAUAAAGAUAAAUUUAAUCAGCACGUCCGGUCGGAAAUAGUAACAAUAAACGUAGGCCUUUGUGCCUCAACUGCCACACUACUGUUAGGCUCGGGAACUCCAGGAAAAAGAUAUGGACUUCAGCACUCAAGAGUUCUAUUAUUGCAGCCUAGCGGUCUUGCAGAAGGCACAGCUGAACAGAUCAAAAUUGAGGCUCAACACAUAUUAGAAAUCAAAAAAAACUUAAUUGAAAUUUACAGUAACAUAACAAAACAACCGUAUGAAAAAAUAGCAUCAGAUAUCGAAAGGGAUAAUUUCAUGUCUUCAGAAGAAUACAAAUCCUACGGGCUAAUUGAUGAAAUUAUAACAAAUUCCGAAACUAAGCUAAUUCAAAAAUGA
Molecule: messenger RNA, 648 nt
Organism: Theileria annulata
Lineage: Eukaryota; Apicomplexa; Aconoidasida; Piroplasmida; Theileriidae
Product: ATP-dependent Clp-like protease, putative
Exons: 4
Coding region: 1-648 (215 amino acids)
Biological process (GO): protein quality control for misfolded or incompletely synthesized proteins
Cellular component (GO): endopeptidase Clp complex
Molecular function (GO): ATP-dependent peptidase activity; serine-type endopeptidase activity; ATPase binding
Source: RefSeq, a predicted model, not a curated record